AUGGCAAAGAUAGACACCCCUGUCCAGCUGACCAGGGACCUGAAAGAUGUGGUCUCAGCCAUUGUCCAGGGCUACAGGUGUGGGCAGCAGCCUGUGACAGACACCAGCGCAGAACUGCACAGACUUUGUGGCUGUCUGGAGCAGCUGCUGCAGUUUGAGCAGAAAGAGCAGAAACGCAUCCUGAGAGCUCCGAGAGGGUACUGGGAUUUCUUCUGCAUGGCGCUGAGUCAGCAGCGGGGAGACACAGAAUCCGUCUGCUUCGUCCACUCCCAGAACAAGCUGCAGACCCCACUAGGGAAGGGCCGUGCCUUCAUCCGCUUCUGCCUGGUCCAUGGACAGCUGGCAGAGUCUCUGCAGCUCUGUCUCCUGGACUCCAAGUUCACCAGAGAAUGGUAUGGCCCCCGGAGCCCUUUGCUGUGUCCCAAACUCCAAGAAGACCUCCUGGAUUCGCUCUAUGCUCUCAAUGCGGUGACUUUCAACUUGGACCUGCAGCGGGCAGACCUGGAUGAGGCUUGGCCCAUGUUCUCAGAGUCUUACUACUCAAGUCACAACCCAGGAAGAAGACCCAGAAGGACCAAAGAGUCUCCAAAGGAGCCUUCCGUUUUAUGUGGGAGUUCUGAAAGCAUCCAGCCAGCAGAGUCACAGACCAAUCAGACCGACUAUCUGCAGGAAACCCCCAGUGAAGACCUCUUGGCUGCAUUCUCCAGCUCCCAGCAUCUCAUGUCUCAAGACCCCUCUUCGGGAAAGAAGAGCAAAGAUUCCAAGAGCUUCACCCCAACAUCGCACCUGAAGGAAGCAGAUGGGGAACGACUUCAACGAGACUCGGGAUCUCCCAAAAGGGGAAUCUGCUUGGAAAACUCAAUGCCUAGCAAUGAGAAACAGGAUAUGGGGGUCCUGGGGGCUCUGACAUGCACCACAGUAGCAGAGGUUGGGAGCACAGGGGUUCUGCCUGGCACAGAGGGUGGGACAAAGGCAGAGAAGGCUGGUAUCGAGAGGCUGCUGGCUUCAAGUCCCAGAGGGACCAUAGGAGACACAGUGGGAGGAAUCUGGCAAGAGUGGGAGGUGCCUAGUAUUUCAGGGGAACCCCGAGUCCUUCAGAGCCUGAAAACAAGCAAAGAUUUCAUCACAGAGAAGUCACAGGAGCCAGCAGGAGUGGCCAAGGGGACAAGGAAGGAAGAGCCAGCUGCAGUGGCCUUACAGGCUAAGGCAGAGCCCCCAGGCCUCAGGACCCCAAAUAAGAUACAUCCCCUUGAGCAGCUGCUGGAGGAGCGGGAGGAGCAGCUGAAGGUUCUUCAGGAGCAACUCCAAAGGUGUCAGGAAGAGAAGGCCCAGCUACAGGCCCAGCUGCAGCGAGAACACCAGGAGGCCGAGAGGAGAGAUGCUGUAUUUGAGGAGGAGCUGGGACGGCAGCAGGACCUGGUGCGCACCAUGAAGAGGCGGGUCUUGGAGCUGAUUCAAGAGAAGGACUCCCUGUGGCAGAAGACACAGCAGCUUUCUUCCACAGCCCCUGGAUGCUGUGUCGGCUGCAGCAAGAUCUUCGGCCGGCUGUCCCGGCGCUAUCCCUGCAGGCUGUGUGGAAGCCUAGUGUGUCAUGCCUGCUCUGUGGAUUACAAGAAACAAGCCUGCCGCUGCCCGCCCUGCAUCCAGAAAGGGGACACCCAAGCCCACUGA
This is a messenger RNA of Suncus etruscus (white-toothed pygmy shrew), 1671 nucleotides long. RefSeq names its product RUN and FYVE domain containing 4 (gene RUFY4). The coding region runs from base 1 to 1671 and encodes 556 amino acids. The transcript has 11 exons. Gene Ontology annotation, biological process: positive regulation of macroautophagy. NCBI's taxonomy places the organism in Eukaryota, Metazoa, Chordata, Mammalia, Eulipotyphla, Soricidae. The record is from RefSeq and is a predicted model, not a curated record.